AUGAGUUUACAGAAUCCAGUUCCUCCAGAGCAGGACAGUCCGAUAAUUUCUGUGGAAUUGGAACGUGGCGUUCGUGGAUUUGGUUUCUCUAUUCGAGGUGGACAAGAGUUUGGUGCCAUGCCAUUGUUUGUACUUCGAAUCGCCGAAGAUGGUCCAGCAGCGAUCGAUGGCCGAUUAAGG
Molecule: messenger RNA, 180 nt
Organism: Cooperia oncophora
Lineage: Eukaryota; Metazoa; Nematoda; Chromadorea; Rhabditida; Trichostrongylidae
Source: the annotation of a GenBank genome assembly